This is a messenger RNA of Pteronotus mesoamericanus, 1134 nucleotides long. RefSeq names its product transformer-2 protein homolog beta-like. Gene Ontology annotation, molecular function: RNA binding. Gene Ontology annotation, cellular component: spliceosomal complex. Gene Ontology annotation, biological process: positive regulation of mRNA splicing, via spliceosome. Lineage: Eukaryota; Metazoa; Chordata; Mammalia; Chiroptera; Mormoopidae. The record is from RefSeq and is a predicted model, not a curated record.
CGAUUGAAGCACUUCGAACCAAGCGGCGGCUGCAGCUGAGAGUCAUGAGCGACAGCGGCGAGCAGAACUACGGCGAGCGGGAAUCCCGUUCUGCUUCCAGAAGUGGAAAUGCUCAUGGAUCUGGGAAAUCUGCAAGGUGUACCCCUGCAAGGGCUCGCUCCAACGAAGAUUCUAGGCGUUCCAGAUCAAAGUCCAGGUCCAGAUCUGAAUCUAGGUCUAGAUCCAGAAGAAGUUCUCGAAGGCAUUAUACAAGGUCACAAUCUCUGUCUCGCUCCAGACGAUCCCGUAGCAGGUCUUACAGUCGAGAUUAUCGCAGACGUCAUAGCCACAGUCAUUCUCCCAUGUCUACUCGCAGGCGUCAUGUCGGGAACCGGGCAAAUCCUGAUCCCAACUGUUGUCUUGGAGUAUUUGGAUUGAGCUUGUACACUACAGAAAGAGAUCUAAGAGAAGUAUUCUCUAAAUAUGGCCCCAUUGCUGAUGUGUCUAUUGUAUACGACCAGCAGUCUAGACCUUCAAGAGGAUUUGCCUUUGUAUAUUUUGAAAAUGUAGAUGAUGACAAGGAAGCAAAAGAUCGAGCCAAUGGAAUGGAGCUUGAUGGACAUAGAAUCAGAGUUGAUUUCUCUAUAACAAAAAGACCACAUACCCCAACACCAGGAAUUUACAUGGGGAGACCUACCUAUGGCAGCUCACGGUGUCGUGAUUACUAUGACAGAGGAUACAAUCGAGGCUAUGAUGAUAAGAACUACUAUAGCAGAUCAUACAGAGGAGGAGGGGGUGGAGGAGGAGGAUGGAGAGCUGCUCAAGACAGGGAUCAGAUUCAUAGAAGGCAGUCACCUUCUCCUUACUAUAGUCGUGGAGGAUAUAGAUCGCGUUCCAGAUCUCGAUCAUACUGGCCUUGUCGCUAUUAAAGCAUGAAGUGGAAGACUUCCUGAAACCUCCCCUAGAGUUUGGAUAUUGUUUGUGGACAAUAUUUUUUAUUGUCUCCUGUUUAAAAAGUGAACAGUGCCUAGUGAAGUUAGGUGACUUUUACACCUUUUAUGAUGACUACUUUUGGUGGAGUUGAAAUGCUGUUCUCAUUCUGCAUUUGUGCAUUCCGGUGCUUUGUUCAAAGUUAAGUGUUUUCAGAAAAAUAUG